Molecule: messenger RNA, 183 nt
Organism: Cetraspora pellucida
Lineage: Eukaryota; Fungi; Glomeromycota; Glomeromycetes; Diversisporales; Gigasporaceae
Source: the annotation of a GenBank genome assembly
ACAAUCAAAUAAUAUCCAAAUAGUUGCUACAAGUAAUAGUAGUAUAGAUCAAAUUUCAGCAAUUGAUAUAAACAUAAAUAAGAUUGUACCUGACAUAAAUACAAAUCAUAUUUUAGCAACUAAUAUAAAUUUGAAUAAGAUUGCAUCUGAUAUAAAUACAAUUCAAAUUGUAGCAACAGAAGU